GUGAAAUUAGCACACUGCCCUCUAGCGUUUCUACGAACUUCCGGUGUGCGCCGUCCACCAUUUUGUUUUAUAUCGUUCAAGGGUAUCGUGUACAGAGUGAACCUCAGCCGCAGACGAUCAGCAUGUACCGCUUCGCUAAAGCUGCUCUGAACCUCAGUGGACAAGCCAGCCGCCAGGUUGCUGUGCGACAUUCUUCUUCAGGCGCAUCCCGGGAGUUCCAUGCAAAAUAUGGCAUGCCACUGCUGAUCUCUGGAGCAUUAUUUUGCACUGGAAUCUGGGCCUAUGUGAUCACAUCAACUGGCAUCGCAUGGAAUCUGUCUCCCGUUGGCAAGGUCCAGCCCAAGCCAUGGAGGGAGUAAAGGGAACAUGACGUUUAGGAAUGAUCCUGAAACCUUGUGAACUUUUCCAUUUUGUUAAUGGAUAUGCUUUACACCUAAUUCCUGUUCGUCUGGUGUGUCUGUAAAAAUGUAAUAAAUUAAAUAUAAAUACA
Hemibagrus wyckioides is the source of this 490-nucleotide messenger RNA. Its product is annotated as cytochrome c oxidase subunit 7B, mitochondrial. The transcript has 3 exons. Bases 123 to 359 code for a protein of 78 amino acids. Lineage: Eukaryota; Metazoa; Chordata; Actinopteri; Siluriformes; Bagridae. Gene Ontology annotation, biological process: mitochondrial electron transport, cytochrome c to oxygen. The record is from RefSeq and is a predicted model, not a curated record.